ACCCUCAUCGCCCCUUCACCCUCUCCAGCCCAGAGUCCUAGGUCCUACACAGGGUGUUCCUCUAGUGCUGACUGUGGACAGGGGAGAUGCUGUGUUAUUUAAAAUGAUUGUGUUUGCAGAUGGCUCAUCAGCUGAUAUCCGUGGUUGUGAUCUGUACACUGUUCACCCUCAUCGCCGCUUCACCCUCUCCAGCCCAGAGUCCUAGGUCCUACACAGGGUGCUCCUCUAGCACUGACUGUGGACAGGGGAGAUGCUGUGUUAUUUAAAAUGAUUGUGUUUGCAGAUGGCUCAUCAGCUGAUAUCCGUGGUUGUGAUCUGUACACUGUUCACCCUCAUCGCCGCUUCACCCUCUCCAGCCCAGAGUCCUAGGUCCUACACAGGGUGUUCCUCUAGUGCUGACUGUGGACAGGGGAGAUGCUGUGUUAUUUAAAAUGAUUGUGUUUGCAGAUGGCUCAUCAGCUGAUAUCCGUGGUUGUGAUCUGUACACUGAUCACCCUCAUCGCCGCUUCACCCUCUCCAGCCCAGAGUCCUAGGUCCUACACAGGGUGUUCCUCUAGCGCUGACUGUGGACAGGGGAGAUGCUGUGUUAUUGUUGGAGGACGAUACCCCACGACGGCGUGUAUGCAGCGGCCCCAGGCAGGUCAGCAGUGCCGCCCCUCUAGCAGCAGACCUACCAGCACUACGCUACAGUUCCCUGGGGGUGCGAGUGUCUUCGUCACUGAUGUCUAUAAGAAUCUCUGUCCUUGUGAGAGCCCUGCCAUGUGUUCUUCUAGCGGAACAUGCACCCGAUAAUGUGUUACCGAUAAUUAAAUUAUUAUUGUUACCUUACAAUAUCCGUUUGGUGUUGGUAG
This is a messenger RNA of Macrosteles quadrilineatus (aster leafhopper), 851 nucleotides long. Its product is annotated as astakine-like. The transcript has 2 exons. The record is from RefSeq and is a predicted model, not a curated record. The coding region runs from base 448 to 792 and encodes 114 amino acids. NCBI's taxonomy places the organism in Eukaryota, Metazoa, Arthropoda, Insecta, Hemiptera, Cicadellidae.